Molecule: messenger RNA, 2016 nt
Organism: Erythranthe guttata (spotted monkey flower)
Lineage: Eukaryota; Viridiplantae; Streptophyta; Magnoliopsida; Lamiales; Phrymaceae
Product: kinetochore protein
Source: RefSeq, a predicted model, not a curated record
AAUCAUCGGCUGAUUCAAAAAUCAAAACCCCAAACGUCGUCCUACUAUAGGCGGGAAGAUGAGAGACGCCGGCCGCCGCCGUGGAAAGGAAUCCCUAGCCCCAGACCGCCGACCACCACCACCCACUCCCACCAACACCGCCGAUCCAUGGCAGUACCUAUCCACCCCAGUCCCCGGCCGCGAAUCGGACGCCAGCUUCUGCAGCAGCCGCCCCUCCACCGCCUCCGUCGGCCGCGCUUCCACCGCCCUCCCCAACAUCACCGACCGUUCCUACCAAGUAUCCGCCCUCCGCACAAUCAAUUCCUACCUCGCCUCUGAAUCCGCUCCCUUUUCGCUCAAGCACCCUCUGCCUUCCGCUAAAGACAUCACCGAAACCAUAAAGCUUCUACUCCACCGCCUUGGAUUCACUUCGCAGAAAAUAGAUGAAGAUCUCAGCCACGCGCUGAAAUUCCUAAAAUGCCCCUUGAAAUUGAACAAAUCGGCCCUCCGCGCCCCGGGCACGCCGCAUUCCUGGCCUAAUCUGCUCGCCGUUAUCCACUGGCUUGUUCAGAUAAUUAAAUAUAAAGACUUCAUGAUGAAAACUUCCCCUGGUUUUGAAGGUGACAGAGUGUUUAUGUACACGGUGAACAGUUAUUUGCUGUACAUUAGGGGAGACGACGAGGCCAUGGAUGAUUUGGACGAAGGGUGUAUUAGUGAGAUGAGGGAAUGGAGGGAUAAAGUGGAGGAGAGCGUGACGUCUAUGGAGGAAAACGCGAAAGAACUCGAGGUAAAAUUGGAGGGUUUAAAGUCGGGCCCGAGUCAAAAGGAGGCUUUGGAGCAGGAGAAGGCGGUGUUGGAAAAAGACGUUACGAAGUUCCAUAUGAUGAUUGAGCAGUUGGAUGGUCAUAUGGUGGAGGUGCAGAAGAAAUUGGAGGAGAAGGAAAGGGCGUUGGAGGCUAAGGUGGAGGAGAGGAAGAGGAUUUGUGAGGAAAACGAGGAGCUCAAGAAGAAGAUUGAGGAACAAGGGAUUAAUUGGAGAGAUGCCGAGAGAAUGAAACGGGAAUUGCAGGCUGUGGAGAGGGAUAUCGAGGAUACAGAGGCUGCAAGAAAUGGCUGGGAGGAGAAGAUAUGGGAGCUUGAUUCCGAGAUCGGCCAUAAGUUUAAGGAGCUCGAGCGGUUUGUGAUGGAGUGCAACCAAGCUAUCAGAAGGUUGAAGCUUGGAAAUGGAUUUCAAUAUCAAUUGAAUGCCAAUGGGUCCACACCAUCUGAGGUUUUGGGAUUAGAUUAUAAGUCAGUACUAAAGCCUGCACUUGCCUCAUUUUCCGAGGACAUAAAAAGAAACUCAGUGGGGAAAUUUGACGAGUUGAUCUUUCUUCGGCAACAGUCCGGUGAUAAUGCUGCUAUGCUCGAGGAGAAACGGAAUCGUAUUGCUGUCCUCCAAUCACAUAUUGAUGAGGUUGAAGCCGAGUUGAAUGCAAUCAGAAAAGACGCGAACGAAUAUGCAUCUAGAUGUGUAGCAGAAGCUAGAAAACUGGCCGAACAAGUCGAAACGGAUGCUCAAAAAAUGUCUACUGUCAAAAAAGAAGCCGAAGAAUUUUUGAAGACAUCCAAGGCAGAAUUGCAGGAAACUAUCAUGCGAAUGGAUAAAGAAGUCAAACAGUGCGCUAAGGAACUCUUUGAUUUGAUUAAUUCGGUUUCGACUUAUAAAGAGUACGUGGGAUCAAAAAUUGUACGUAUGAGGAGCGAUCUUCGAGAAACUACUGGUGCUGUAGCAGACAUGUUCAAAGGAUAUCGUCCAUUACAGGGAAGCUCGUGAACAAAUUUCCUCAACAAAGAAUGUCGGUAAAUUCGCGUAAUUUAAUUCGCCAGUUUAAAUUUUCUUAAGUGCUGCCUUUUUUUUUUUCUUUUGUUCUUUUUUGGAUGUGUAAGAUUUGUAUGCUUGUUGUUAUACUUGGUUUUUUGGUUAAUGUAGAGUUAUGUUGAUAAAGUGUGACAUUUUCAUUUUCAAUUCUAUAUUUUUAUGUGGUUUGACAAAUU